Paramecium tetraurelia is the source of this 867-nucleotide messenger RNA. RefSeq lists its product as uncharacterized. Gene Ontology annotation, molecular function: ABC-type transporter activity. The transcript has 4 exons. Gene Ontology annotation, cellular component: membrane. The record is from RefSeq and is a predicted model, not a curated record. Lineage: Eukaryota; Ciliophora; Oligohymenophorea; Peniculida; Parameciidae.
AUGAUACUGGAUUUCACAUUGGAUUCAUCUAAUAAUUUAUCAUUUUUGAAUGAAAUCAGAAAUCCAAUGGAUGUAAAAUUGAAAAUAUUUUAAUCUAUUGUGAAUGCCAUUAUGUUGAUGCUUGUUUAUUCAGAUUUGGGUGAAUAUAAUGAAGGAUUGCAAAAUAGAUUUGGAGCCUUGUUCUUUAUUUGUACAGCUAAUGCAUUUGGUGGAAUUCAAGGAGCAUUGCAUACAUUUUCAAUGGAAAGACCCUUGUUUUUAAGAGAAAGAAUAAACAAAACCUAUAGUGUUCACUCAUUCUUUUGGGCAAGAUCACUCGCUGAAUUUCCAUUCCAAAUAGUUUAUCCUUCCCUUUGUGUUAUAAUAGUCUACUAUGUUAUUGGAUUAAGCGAUGAAAAUGUAGGCAAAUUCUUCAUGCUUAUUUUCGUCUAAUUCUUAACAUAUUAAUACGCUGUCUCAUAUGGAUUGCUAUUAUCAACUGUUAUUCCAAAGAUUGAAGUGGCUACAGCACUAGUCCCUGCUUUGGUUAUUCCAUUUAUGAUUUUGGGAGGUUUCUUUGUGAAUCAAGACAAUAUCCCUUAUAUAUUCUACCCUUUCACCUACUUAUCAAUGUUCAAGUAUGGGUUUGAGGCAGCAGUCAUUAAUGAAUUUGAUGACGUUAUUUACGAAUGUAUGCCAGGUUAACAAUGCUCACCAGUUGAUAUGUUGUCUAUCACCUUGACAAAAUGGGAAUGCUGCUAUAUAUUAAUUGGAUUAGCUAUAGGAAUCAGAAUGUUUGCCUAUUUAGCACUUCAUUUAAUAUCCAGUCCAGAAAAACCAAAAUUAUAAGCCCCUGAGAGCAUGUAGAUAAAGAACAAUCAAAAAUGA